AUGUCUACAAUAUCAUCAUCUCCCUUAAACCGCACAACAAAUCAAUUAGGAGCUCUUCAAAGUAAUAGCUCUUUUCAGAAUAAUAAUUCUACAUACCAAAAACAACAAUAUAUAUGUUGUUGGGAAGGAUGUGAUCAGCGAUUUAAUAAUGCAAAAGAUCUUAUAAUACAUCUGAAGGAAAUACACAUAAAAAUUUUGAAUAUUGAAUCUCCAUUAUUUCAUUGCAAAUGGGGUGAUUGUAAGAGGGUAGCAGUACAGAAUAUUUCCGAGUCAGUUCAACAACAACCAGAUUCGCAAUUAGAAUUGCAAUUAAACCAACAGAAUCAACGAAUUGAGGAAAGCCAGAGAGUAGUUUGUGCACAAACCCAAAGACUUCAAUUACCACCUGACAGCUCACGGCAAAAAGAAAUAGUAAUUAUAGAUGACGACGAAACCACCGUUGAUAAGCCCAUUCAAGUGGCUAAUUCGGUAAUUUCCGAAUAUAGUACGAUGCCUGUAAUGCGAGAGUUUGACACAAGACCAAGUCAAAUGUCGCAGACACUACAUUAUUCACAUCUUCCUGAGACCCAAAGGCAUUCAGCUCCGUCUUUUAAUGUAUCCUCGAAUCAGGUUCAGCGACAAUUUCAGGUCCCGAGCCAGAUGGGCCAAGUCCCGAGUCAUACGGCACAUGUUCCUAGUCAAAUGACCCAAGUCUCGAGUCAAACUGCUCAAUUCCCGACAAAUGCUUCAUCACAUAACAACAAUCUUAGAUAUCACUCAGCACAACAGGGUAACAACAUAAUCCCACCUUCACAACAGAGUUACCGCGCAGCAGGUUUACCAUUGGUGCAGACAUAUCAAGAUGGUAAUGUUAUUAGGAUUAUACAAGAAAAUGAGAUAAUGCGACAAGAAAAUGAAAACCUAAAGUGUGAGUUGAGAAAUAUGAUGGCAACGGCAUUACAAGAACCUCAGUCAAAGCUUAAGAAAGAAAAUGAACAAUUAAUAAUAGAGUUACAAAAUCUGAAAGCGAAAAUUGCUGCACUGGAAGCACAGUCAAGACAGAGUGAUCGUGAAAAAUUUUUGAUGGUUGAAUUGCGAAAAUUGCAAACACAGCUUAUGCUUAAGGAUUCACAAUUAAAAAUGACAGAAGGGGAGCUUGUCUAUCAUAAAAGAGUUACGAGUCUUAUAACAGAGCAAAUUCGUCGGUCAGAUUCUAAAAUGAGAGAAUAUUGGGUGGAGAUGCUACGUGAAAAAGGUCGUACAAAACAUAAUAAGGAAAAAAUGACGGUCGAAAAAGCUUCCUUAAAAAGAACUAGAGAAGAAAAUGGGAUGCAAGAUUCGAUAACAGGUGCGGUUCAGAAAAGAAGCAAAGAAAAUGAAGAGAGCAGUGAAGAAGGAACUUCUGAAAAAUCAAAAGGUACCAAAGAAAUGGAUGAUGAUAAUACUAAUCAAGAAAAAAUGGAUGCAGAAAAUAUGAAUGUAGAACCGUUAGAGAAACCCGAUUCAGAAGAGUAUGAUAUAAAUAUUAUCACGGAAGCUUUCGUUUGUCAAUGGAAUGGGUGCAAAAAAGUAUUUAGAACAAAACUAGCACUCAAAGCACACAUUCCAUCUGAACAUAUAGCAGCCGAAUGUUUACGUGUUCAUGUGGACAAACCAGUUUUGUAA
Messenger RNA from Racocetra fulgida, 1644 nucleotides. The record is from the annotation of a GenBank genome assembly. Lineage: Eukaryota; Fungi; Glomeromycota; Glomeromycetes; Diversisporales; Gigasporaceae.